AUGUCUAAAACAAAUGAAGAUAUUCAACCUAAAAUGUCAAAAAGUGUAGAAAAUUUAUGUAAAAAGCGAGCUGUAAUGCGAGCUGCUGUAACAAAAGCAGUAAAUAAGCUAGAAACAGAAUUGGCAAAGAGUGAGGUGGAUGCAAACAUCGUGGAAGAACUUGUAGAAAUAUUAACUUUAAAAUUUGAAAUGCUAAGCGCUGUAGAUAGCGAACUAGAAGCUAAUUUUGAACCGAACGAACUCGAAAAAGAAAUUGAAACUUCGGAAGAAUAUCGCGAGAAAGUGACUGUUUGGAAGUUUCGAGCUACUAAACGAAUUAAUGAAAUGCGUCAGAAUUCGUUGGAAGUCAGUCGCAUCAGCGAAAAUCAAAAUAGAAGCUUUGAAACAAGCAGCAACAGUACUAUACGAGAUAAACUUCCGAAAUUGACUAUCGCGAAGUUUUACGGAGAUGUGAGCCAAUGGUUAACAUUCUGGAACAGUUUUGAAUCUGCGAUACAUAAAAAUGAACUUUUGAAUAAUGUUGACAAAUUCAACUACCUAAAGGCAUAUUUAGGUGGAACUGCCAUGAACACAGUUGAAGGAUUUCCAAUUACAGCUGAAAAUUAUGAUAACGCGAUAAGAGCAUUGAAGGACCGAUAUGCUGAAACUGACUUAUUAAUUAGUGCUCAUAUGAAUAAUAUCAUCAAUAUGCAACCUCUUAGAGACUCUAAUGAUGUUCGUGCAUUUCGAAGAUUUUAUGACAACUGUACAACGCAAAUACGGUGUUUAGAAGCAUUAGGUUUGUCAUCGGAAAAUUACACUAGUGUAUUAUGCCCCCUGCUAUUAAAAAUCCUUCCUGCGGAUUUAGUUUUAGAAUAUAGCAAAUUAGAAAGUAAUACCCAUUCAAAUCUGACAAACUUACUUGAUUUUCUGUCAAAAUCUUUGAUGUCGCGAGAAAGAGCAAUGCAUAUUAUGUCAGUUAACAUAAAUCAAAUUUCCCCCAACGAGACUUUCGCGCCACAUAGGCAAAACACUGUCGAAAACCGUGUUAGAAAUGAUUCAAGGAAGAAUAGGAAACAAAUCGCUACCGCGUCUGAACUGAUUUCUACCGAUGAGAUAGAAAAUCCCAGAAAAAUUAAAUGCGUAUUUUGCGAUUCAUUUACCCAUUUCAGUUCUGAAUGUGAAUCUGCCAGUAAUUUAUCGCUAGAAGAACGGAAAAAUAUCCUGAUGAAAAAGGGAGCGUGUUUCAAGUGUUUAGAAAUUAGGAAGCAUAUUUCUCGGUUUUGUAAAGCAAACGUAAAUUGUAAGCAUUGUAAGGGAAAACAUUCUUCUUUAAUGUGUUUUACUAAAUAUAAGCAGAAACUUAACGUAGAUAAGAAUGUCCCUCCUGAAAAUUCCGUCCUCUCAAACCAAUCUUCGUCGAAUGAAGUUUAUUUGCAAACUUGA
This is a messenger RNA of Uloborus diversus, 1425 nucleotides long. RefSeq lists its product as uncharacterized. The record is from RefSeq and is a predicted model, not a curated record. Lineage: Eukaryota; Metazoa; Arthropoda; Arachnida; Araneae; Uloboridae. The transcript has a single exon. The coding region runs from base 1 to 1425 and encodes 474 amino acids.